AUGUCGGAGGCGAGUAUACCUACUUUCCAGCCAACCGUCACGGGCCAGGAGCUCGAGGCCAUCCAAGAGGUACUCGCCAGCCGAACUCUUACGGGAAAAGGCAAGUACACGGCACUGUGCCAGCGAUGGAUUGAAUCAAGCAUGCCACAUGGCAAGGCCUUUGUCUUGAGCUCGUGCACUUCAGCCUUGGAGAUUGCGGCCCUCCUUGCCGAUCUGCGACCAGGGGACGAAGUGAUUGUACCGAGCUACACGUAUGUGUCAACCGUGAAUGCCUUUGUUGUCCAUGGGGCGCUACCGGUUUUUGUUGAUGUGGAAGAGACGACCCUGAACAUCGAUGCGCAGAAAGUCGAGGAUGCCAUCACGCCCCGGACCAAGGUCAUUGUCCCGGUGCACUAUGCAGGGAUCGCCUGCGACAUGGACACCAUCCUGGACAUUGCCAGUCGGCAUGACCUGCUCGUGGUUGAGGAUGCCGCUAUGGCCUGCGGCAGCACGUAUCGAGGACGCGCGCUUGGAACCAUAGGGCACCUUGGCUGCAUCAGUUUCCAAGAGAAGAAAGUAUUCACUAGUGAAGGUCAGGGAGGGGCAUUACUCGUCAACCGGGACUCACUCGUCGCGCGGGCUGAAAUCCUCUAUGAACACGGCACGAACCGAGCUCAGUUCCUGCGUGGCGAAGUGGAUAUCUAUCGCUGGCUGGAUGUCGGGAUUAACGCAACCCUGAGCGAGAUUCAAGCAGCCUUCCUAUAUGCCCAGUUGCAAGCCGCGCCGCAGAUUCUUUCAUGCCGCCGACGUCUCUGGUCUCGCUAUCACAGAUGCCUGGCCCCUUUGGCCGACGCGGGUGUCAUCUGUUUACCCCAACCGGCUGCGGAGGCGGACCAUAACGCAGCCGUCUUCUGGCUUCGGUUGACUGACGCCACAAACCGAUCUGCAUUCAUUGAGCAUAUGGCGGCCGGACAAAUUCAGACACAGGCACAGUUCGUGCCGCUACACUCUUCUCCAUUCGGCGAACGGUUCGGGCGUUUUCAUGGCGAGGAUCGGGUGACUACACGCGCCGCAGCGGAGAUUGUCUUGCUACCACUUUACGCGGGGCUCACAGAAUGUCAACAGGAAAUUGUCAUUCGGCGCGUGUUAGGGUUCUGGCAGGAAGCCACAAGCACCCCGAGAACGGAAGCUUCCCGCGAUGCUGAAGUGAAUAAUUCUUAG
Messenger RNA from Aspergillus niger, 1200 nucleotides. RefSeq lists its product as uncharacterized. Gene Ontology annotation, biological process: polysaccharide biosynthetic process. NCBI's taxonomy places the organism in Eukaryota, Fungi, Ascomycota, Eurotiomycetes, Eurotiales, Aspergillaceae. The coding region runs from base 1 to 1200 and encodes 399 amino acids. The record is from RefSeq and is a predicted model, not a curated record. The transcript has a single exon. Gene Ontology annotation, molecular function: dTDP-4-amino-4,6-dideoxygalactose:2-oxoglutarate transaminase activity; pyridoxal phosphate binding.